UUAAAACGAGUGAUUACGAGGUCGAAGCGCAAAAGUGGGCGAUGUGAGGAGUUAAUCUCUCCGGCGUACAGUCUCUCAGCAGCCUCAAGCUGCAUCUUUUCUACAAAUUCAAUCGAUUUCCCCCCUCAGCAAGGCCUUUACACGCAAGCGCCCGUCCACCACGACCAUCUCGCUAGCCAUCUGUAGUCCGCACCACCAACCGCUAGCCUGCGCUAUGAUUACAGAGCACCAAGGUGUGGCAGCUGCUGUCGCCAUACUUUUCGGUGGUCUCUCUGUCGUUGUAUACCGCCUGUACCUCCAUCCUCUCAGUAAAUACCCCGGGCCAGGGCACUAUGCUGCGUUCUACCUACCGUUCCUGUACAGAAACUGCAUCCGCGGUGAUUUCUCCGUGGUAGAGGUUGAAAGGCUGCAUGAAAAAUAUGGCCCAAUUGUACGCGUCGGCCCCAAUCAUCUGUCUAUUGAUGGCAGCUUGGGAUGGGAGCCAAUCUACGGCUCUGGCCGGGGGAGCAAGCCUGAGUGUCUUAAGCAAAAGGGCUUCUUUGCCGAGUUUGACGCCAACUCGAUGAUUAACGCUCCGACAGAGGUGCAUCGGCGCCUGAGAAAGAGUCUCGUUCCUGGAUUCACAGCAGCUUCUCUCAAGCGCCGUGGCCACGUAGUGGAGAGAUACACGACAGCACUCAUGGAUCAGAUUGCCAAGCGCGAGAGCUCAGGUGAGGCGUUUGAUAUUGGAAAGUGGCUCAACAUGUCGACUUUUGACAUUAUUGUCCACUUGGUGCUCGGGUCUCACAUGGGGUGCUUAGAGAACGGCGACUAUCAAGAGUGGACGGGGUCCGUGCCUGACCACUUCUUUGCCGCUGCAUUCCGAAGAAUGCUUUACGAAUUCCCACCAUUGCUUCGCAUAAUCAACUUUCUUGGCUUAAGUUCUCUGCUUAAGAAGGAAGGGCAGCUCAUGGGUGGCAUCCACAGCACCAUCACCCGCGCACUUGAGAAUCCUGCAUCCACGGAAACUGGCGAUGCCUUAAUCUCAGACGUUACGAUCUCAGAUACGGAUCCUACUGCCAUCUCCAACUUGGAAUUUGCCACGUCGUGCAUUACUAUUCUCCUUGCCGGCAGUGAAACUACAGCAACCACCUUGGCCGGCCUCAUCUACUUUUUGGACAAGAAUCCAGCUGCCAAGGAAAAGCUGCAGAGUGAACUGUCCAUGUUCUCGGAUCGAAGCGCUAUGACGAUUGAAAGCACAAGGAAUCUGCCGUACAUGCUUGCAUGUAUUAACGAGACGCUGCGUCUGUACACACCAGUUCCCGAGACUCCUCCGCGUCAUACCAAGGACGUCCGCAUCAACGAUGAAGCGCUUCCGGAUAACGUGAAAGUUACCAUAUUUGCACGUGCGGCAAACCAAAGCGCAAAAUACUUUGCUGAACCAAAAGCAUUUUGCCCUGAACGCUGGCUUCCCAAGACGCAUGAACUCUAUGACAACAAAUUUGCUGAUGAUAACCUUGCAAUUGUUAGGCCGUUCAGCACAGGUCCUCGUGACUGUAUCGGAAAGGAACUCGCAUGGAUGGAGAUGCGAUUGUUUACGGCUCAAUUUUUCUUUGAGUACGAUUACAUGCUGGGAGAGGGAAGUGAGGACUGGCUGAACCAGCAGGGCUUAUUUGCAUACAUUCGACCACCUCUUAAUGUAACAAUACACAAGAGGGUGUAAAUAUGGUAUGUGCGUGAUAUAUAUUUGAAAUCAAGCAGGUUCAAUCGUUCUCCUGGGUAGCCCUCGCAUGCCCGAGCCACAAAAAUCAGUCAAAGCUAUAUGCAAAGUUUCUUUGUGAGAAAAUUUGUACAUCACAAAAGUUUUGAGCGAAACUCUUCCUUCUUGAUUUAUAAGGUUUA
This is a messenger RNA of [Torrubiella] hemipterigena, 1881 nucleotides long. NCBI's taxonomy places the organism in Eukaryota, Fungi, Ascomycota, Sordariomycetes, Hypocreales, Clavicipitaceae. The record is from the annotation of a GenBank genome assembly.